AUUUUUGACAAGUUAUUCUAAAUUGGGAUGUGAAGAUAAUUUGACAAUCGAAAUGAUAGGAUCUUGUUGAAGAUCUCAUUUUCUUUCUCAAUCUAAGGAGGAACUAAAGUAUAAGAUGAAUAAAAGAUUAGUCGAUUUUGAGGGAGAUCUUAAGGAGAGAUUUUUUUUCAAACAUUUUAUUGAAUAUAAAUAUAUAUAUAUAUGACAUAUGAUUUCAUACCCAAACUUGAUUGAAAUGUCAGAAAGUAAAAAAGAAAAUGGCUUAAAUAGAGAAAUGGCUUAAAUGAAUGCCACAUAUGAUGAAAAAUGGAGGUUGUAUCUGCAAUUCAUUUUGGAGACUCUGAAUAUUCUCGUAUAAAAUUAUUAAAAGUGAACUUAACCUGACAUAUAUGAUUGUGUCUCACUUUCAACACAAAUGACAAAAAUAAAACUUAUAUUUGUAUUUUGUAAUGCAAUAGAUUCUUGUGACUUAUUUUUGUGUUUAUUUGUUCUAUGGUUGACAAUAUUUUCUCAAAGAUAUUAAAUAUGGCGGGUCCAAAUAUGGAUCAGUUCGAAGCUUACUUUAGGAAAGCAGAUUUGGAUGGUGAUGGCAGGAUUAGUGGAGCUGAGGCCGUUGCCUUCUUCCAAGGUGCCAAUCUGCCAAAACAUGUUCUUGCUCAGAUAUGGAUGCAUGCCGAUCAGACCAAAACUGGGUUUCUUGGCCGUCCAGAAUUCUAUAAUGCUCUUAGACUUGUGACUGUUGCACAAAGUAAGCGAGAUUUAACACUUGAAAUUGUAAAGGCAGCAUUGUUUGGUUCUGCCGCUGCCAAAAUUCCUCCUCCAAAAAUUAAUCUACCAGCUGCAUCUGCUUCUCAACCAAAUGCUCUCACAGGUGCCUCAUCCUCAGCCCCUUCCCCCAUCCCCCAUCAGAUGGGAUCAGUUGCACCACAAUCUCAAAAUUUUGGAUUUAGGGACCCAGGUGUUUCUAAUGCAAAUUUUAACCAAAGCUCUCUCCCUCAGCAAAAUCAGUCUAUGGGGCCACCCCAAAUCAUGCCAAAAAAUACCAGUAGUAUUGUGGCUCCCAAUGUUCUGAACUCCAGUAUCUCAAACGACUGGCUUGGUGGGAGGCAUGGGGCUCCUCCUACUGGUGCCAAAGGGAUCACUUCUUCUGCAUCCCCUUCUAUAGCCAGAACACAACCUGUAGCUUCCGCGCUUUCCUUGCCUACAGUUAAUGACCCAAAAACACUAUUAGGUUCUAGAAAUGGGUUUAAUUCCACCUCAGAUUUUGCUAGUGAUUUGCUUUCUAUAGCCCCUUCUUUACCUAAAAAAGACUCUUCUAGGUCUAUCUAUUCUACCAGUAGUGCUUCUGCCUCAUUGGCUAUUGUUCCAUUUUCUAGUGCACCCCAAUCUUCCAACAACAACAACAAUGUACUUAAUUCAUUACAAGAUGCAUUCUCCAUGCAGCCUGCAGCUAAUCAAUUUCAGCGACCCCAAGCACCUUUGAACUCAAGUCAGCAGGCUGCCCCUGGUUCUUCCCCUUUCACAUCAACUGGUAGUUCUGUUGGAGUGGGGAUCGCCACACCAGGCAAUUCACAACUUUCUUGGCCAAAUAUGAAACCAUCUGAUGUCCAAAAGUACACUAAAGUGUUUAUGGAAGUAGACACUGACAGAGAUGGAAGAAUCACUGGCGAACAGGCUCGACAUCUAUUUUUGAGUUGGAGAUUGCCAAGAGAGAUCUUAAAGCAGGUGUGGAAUUUAUCUGACCAGGACAAUGAUAGCAUGCUUUCGUUGAAGGAGUUUUGCUUCGCUCUUUAUUUGAUGGAACGGUUUAAGGAAGGUCGUCCUCUUCCAGAUGCCCUUCCAAACAUUGUAUUAUUUGAUAAGACCUUGUUGUCAUUAACAGACCAAAUUAAGGCCUCUCAUGACAAUGUAGCAUGGAGUCCAGGCCCUGGAACUGAUUUUGGACAGCAACGACAAUGGAUGCCAGGUCCUCAAUCAAUGGGGCCUAAUGUUAAUUUGAGGCCAACAGUGCAUGGAAAUGCUCCUAGGCGAGAUGGAGUACAAUCAAAUGAGGAAAGUUCGAGAGCACCUAAUUUUGGUGAAUUGUUUCCAGACCAACUUGACAAUGGGCAUCAGAGUUCUACUUUAUCAAAAUCAGUAGAAACAACAACGGCUGGAAAAAAGGUUGAAGAGCCAAAGAAGGUUAUAUUGGAUUCUAAAGAAAAGACUGAGUACUACCGCACAAAAAUGCAAGAACUUGUUCUAUACAAAAGCAGAUGUGAUAAUAAAUUAAAUGAGAUAACAGAAAGGGCAUCUUCAAAUAAGCGUGAGGCUGAGUUAAUGGGGAAGAAAUAUGAAGAAAAGUACAAGCACGUGGCAGAGAUAGCAUCUAAAUUAACUAUUGAGGAGGCUACUUUUUGUGACAUUCAGGCAAGGAAAAUGGAGCUUCAUCAAGCAAUUGUCAAAAUAGAACAAGGAGGUAGUGCUGAUGGUAUCCUUCAGGUCCGUGCUGAUCGUAUACAACAUGAUCUCGAGGAGCUUUUGAAGGCUUUAACCGAACGUUGCAAGAAAUAUGGAUUACAUGUCAAGUCAAGUGCAAUAAUUGAGCUUCCUAAAGGCUGGGAACCUGGUAUUCAAGAGGGAGCAGCAGUUUGGGAUGAGGAAUGGAAUAAGUUUCAAGAUGAAGGAUUUGUAAAUGACAUCACAGCUGAUGUUAGUCCAACAUCUCAGUUAGCUUCUGUUCAGAGAGAAGUUGAUGGUGACCUUGAGAAUGAAUCAGUAUUCUCCCAUAAUGAAGAUGAUUAUGCAAGAAGCUUUCGUGAUAGUCCAUUCGUAGAAAGUCCAACUCAAGAAUUUUCAGACACUCAUUAUGGUAAAGGUUCUGAAUCAGAUGCAGAAACUCAUAGAAGCUUUGAUGAAUCAACUUGGGGUGCUUUCGACAAUAAUGAUGAUUCCGACUCUAUUUGGGGAUUUGAUGCUUCAAAAACCAAUGAUUUAGAAUCUGAGAAGCACAAAGAUGCCUUUGGUUCAGACAGUUUUACAAUCAACCCAGUGAGAACGAGAUCUCCUAAUUCAGAAAGCACAUUUCAGAGAAAAAGCACCUUUAUUUUUGAUGAUUCUGUGCCUGGCACACCACUUUCUAGGUUCGGCAACUCACCAAGGUACAGUGAGGUAGGGGAUCACUACUUCGACAAUUUCUCGAGAUUUGAUUCCUUCAGCACGCACGAUGCCAGAUUUUCUUCUCAGCCUGAGAGGCUCACACGAUUUGACUCCAUAAAUAGUUCGAAAGAUUUUGGCCAAAAUUCCUUCUUGAGAUUUUCCACCAUGGGAAGCUCCAGAGAUUUUGGUCAGAAUCAUGAGAGGUUGACAAGGCUCGACUCCAUAAAUAGCACAAAAGACUUUGGGGCCAACGGUGGUGGUGCCUUCUCAUUCGACGACACUGAUCCAUUCGGCUCCUCCGGUCCAUUUAAGGUCUCAUCUCCUAAGAAAAGUUCUGAUAGAUGAUCUUAUUUUAUUGCAUUUUCUCGAUUUUACUGUGGUAGUAUUAGGGGAUUGUUGAAUCACGUAGCUAUUAGUAUUAUUAUGAUUUUUGUGCAUUGUUGUAUAGCAUCUCCAAUUUAGUGCUAAAUAAAAAAUCUUUGUUAUAUCUUGAUUUUUUUGUAAAAAAUCUUUCUCCACUUUAAAAUUUGUGCUAAAUUUAGCACAAAAUAUAACACAACUAAUGCACUUGUUUGUUUUAUAUUUAUAUAUAUUAUUCUUAUUUUGCAA
Messenger RNA from Cannabis sativa, 3747 nucleotides. RefSeq lists its product as uncharacterized. The record is from RefSeq and is a predicted model, not a curated record. Gene Ontology annotation, cellular component: nucleus; plasma membrane; cytoplasm. Gene Ontology annotation, molecular function: protein binding; calcium ion binding. Gene Ontology annotation, biological process: endocytosis; endosomal transport. The coding region runs from base 493 to 3483 and encodes 996 amino acids. The transcript is spliced from 13 exons. NCBI's taxonomy places the organism in Eukaryota, Viridiplantae, Streptophyta, Magnoliopsida, Rosales, Cannabaceae.